Molecule: messenger RNA, 547 nt
Organism: Oncorhynchus gorbuscha (pink salmon)
Lineage: Eukaryota; Metazoa; Chordata; Actinopteri; Salmoniformes; Salmonidae
Product: metallophosphoesterase MPPED2-like
Exons: 4
Coding region: 16-495 (159 amino acids)
Source: RefSeq, a predicted model, not a curated record
UGUGAGGGGGAGACAAUGUCUACAUGUUUCUCUGUCCCCAAACUCUCUCUCUUGACCCCCUCCCUGCCUGGCUCUUCCUGUCAUCCCGGGCCAACCCUGACCUAUGGACUGUGGCGGGGUCACUGUGAUGUCAGUGCAGGGCGAGGGAGCCCGUGGUUUAACGGCUGGGGGUUCAACCUGCCUAGGGGCCAGUCUCUGCUGGAUAAAUGGAACCAAGUCCCAGAGGGCAUUGACAUCCUCAUGACCCACUGCCCUCCCCUCGGGUUCAGAGACUGGGUUCCUAAGGAGCUGCAGAGGGUGGGCUGUGUGGAGCUGCUCAACACGGUCCAGAGGAGGGUCCGGCCCAAACUACACGCCUUCGGAGGAAUACAUGAAGGAUAUGGCAUCAUGACUGACGGCUGCACCACGUUCAUCAACUCCUCCACGUGCACGAUCAGCUUCCAGCCCACCAACCCCCCAAUCGUGUUCGACCUGCCCAACCCCUCCAGCUCCUGAGAAUGACCUGUGAAAGAGGGGGGGAGUGGUUGGCCAGAAUAACCUUUUUUUU